Penicillium brevicompactum is the source of this 1044-nucleotide messenger RNA. RefSeq names its product short chain dehydrogenase/reductase family protein. Gene Ontology annotation, molecular function: oxidoreductase activity, acting on the CH-OH group of donors, NAD or NADP as acceptor. The coding region runs from base 1 to 1044 and encodes 347 amino acids. NCBI's taxonomy places the organism in Eukaryota, Fungi, Ascomycota, Eurotiomycetes, Eurotiales, Aspergillaceae. The record is from RefSeq and is a predicted model, not a curated record. The transcript has 2 exons.
AUGGCGCCCUCGAGAACCUGGCCCUCCCGAGAAGGCUUCACAGCAGACGUGCUAGCCAGAUUGAUAUCUCGCACCCUCCUAGACCCAUGGAAAAUCCUCCCACUCUUCGCCCUAUCCCAAUACACAGCCAAAGGCCAAGAUCUAGCCACCUCACAUCCAAAGCUCCUCAAAGCCCUCCGCCAACUCGCAGCCCUCGCUCUCCUCACCCGCCUCAGCAGCUGGCUAACCCGCCGCACUCUCAACAACAACCUCAGCGACCCCUACGACUGGAACCACGAAAUCGUCGUCCUAACCGGCGGCAGCAAUGGAAUCGGCCAGCAAAUCGCAACCCUCCUCAGCACCCACGGCAUCAAAGUCGCCAUCCUCGACAUCUCCCCACCAGAAACACCCUCAACCCCAACCACUACCACAACCCGCUUCUACAAAUGCGACAUAACCUCACCCACCGAAAUCGCCCACGCAGCAUCUCAAAUCCGCUCCUCCCUCGGCACCCCAACAAUUCUAAUCAACAACGCCGGCAUCUGCACCGGCCACACAAUCCUCUCCUCCACCGCCGACCAAACCCGCCGCAUCUUCGACGUAAACGCUCUAUCCCACUACGCCCUCGCUCGGGAAUUCCUUCCUGAUAUGGUCUCCGCUAACCACGGCAUGGUCGUCACUGUCGCUUCGCAGGCUGGGUACACGGUUACGCCGAGUAUGGUGGAUUACUCCGCUUCGAAGGCGGCGGCGAUUGCGUUCCAUGAGGGGUUGGCGGCGGAGUUGGUGACGAGGUAUGCGGCGCCGAGGGUGCGGACGGUUCUUGUUACGCAGGGUUUUACGAGGACGGGGUUUAUUAGGGGGCUUACGCCGGAGGAUACUUGGGUUAAUCCGUUGUUGGAGGCGGAGAGUGUGGCGGAGGGGAUUGUGGGACAGGUGUUGAAGGGGGAGAGUGGUGUUGUUGUUUUGCCGGGGGUUGCGGGGUGGGUUGCGGUUAGGUUGAGGGGGUGGCCGGGGUGGUUUGGGCAUUUGUUGAGGUGUCGGUUGGAGAGGUUGAUGAGGAGUUAG